This is a messenger RNA of Verticillium alfalfae VaMs.102, 1761 nucleotides long. Its product is annotated as LAS seventeen-binding protein. Gene Ontology annotation, molecular function: phosphatidylinositol binding. The coding region runs from base 1 to 1761 and encodes 586 amino acids. The transcript is spliced from 2 exons. The record is from RefSeq and is a predicted model, not a curated record. NCBI's taxonomy places the organism in Eukaryota, Fungi, Ascomycota, Sordariomycetes, Glomerellales, Plectosphaerellaceae.
AUGUCUUCUAACCCCGAGAAGCCUCCCCUCUCGAGCCAGGUCCCCGACCAGAACCAGGAGCCAUACUAUCCGACACCAGCGGCCUCUGGCCUUCCCCCUGCGAGCUUUGGACAGCCAACCCAGUCAUCUCAGCAACCCCAGCAACCCCAGCAACCCCAGCAGUCUGACCUUCCUCCCGCCUACCCUUCCAACGAGCAGCACGCCGCGCCCACGGAAAAGGGCGCCGCCGUGCCCGCCUCUCAAACAACCCAGCAGAAUGCGCCCUACUUCCCUCCGCCGCCUCCCGGCCCUCCCCCCACACACACCGACACGGGCCUGAGCGCCGCCUCGUCCAACCCUUCCCAGUUCUACAAGUCCUCCAACGACUACGAAGGCCCCGCGCCGCCGCUGCCCGGACCCCGUCCCUCUCAGCAGGGCGUUCACGACGAGAAGACUGUGCCCGCCUACAACCCCGCCCAGCCGCACUUUGCGCCGCCUCCGGGCCAAGCCGCCGCCGCCGCUGCCGCCACCUCGAGCGAUCACCACCACCAACACCAGCAGCCACCUGCCUACGCCAGUAACGCUCCAUCGUCCGCGGCGCCCGGUGCUGUUGCCGCGGAUGGCAAGAAGCCCCAUCGCAGCUGGGGCGACAGGCUUGCUCAGAUGGGCAGCAAGGCCGCCAUCCCCAUCAAUGCCCUCGCCAACAAGAUGGGCUCUCAGAGCUUCCUUCCCACCACCAUGGACCGCGAGUGUGAGAAGGCCGCUCAGAUCUUGAAGAGCUUCUGCAAGGAGGGUAUCACCUCCGACCAUGUUGAGGAGAAGCCCUUGCACGAGGCGACACCCGUCGAUCCCAAGAACAAGGAAAAGGAAAAGGCGCCUCGCAAGCGGACUGGCGCUAUCGUCAAGAUCCCUUCCAAAGUCAUCGCCAAGGCACAGGGCCUCGCCAUCUUUACGACGGCGCGCGUGGGCUUCCAGUUCUCCGGCGCCACCGGCUCUGGCGUCCUCAUCGCCCGCCGCGCUGAUGGCUCGUGGUCGCCUCCCUCCGGUAUCCAGGUCCACGCCCUCGGCGCUGGCUUCAUGAUUGGCGUCGACAUUUACGACUGCGUAUGCGUCAUCAAUACUCAGGAGGCCCUCAAGGCCUUUAUGAGCACCCGCGUCAGUCUCGGCCCCGACGUCGCCGUCACAGCUGGUCCCUACGGUGCAGGGGGCGUCCUCGACUUCGGUACCGGGUACAGUGGCGGCCGCAAGUCGGAUGAGCAGCAGCGACUAGCCGAGGAGCAGGCCGCGCAGAAGAAGGCCGAGGAAGAGAAGCUGCAAGCCGAGGGAUUGAAGCCUGGCGAGAAACCCAGCAACCAGCGCCGCAGCAGCAGCCGUUCUUUCAAGCCCGUCUUCACCUACGUCAAGUCGCGCGGCUUCUACGCCGGCAUCCAGGUUGACGGUACCAUCAUCACCGAGCGCCGCGAGGCUAACGCCGCCUUUUACCAGCAGCAGCAGGUUAGCGUCGAGCAGAUUCUGCGCGGCGACGUUCCCCCCACUGGCGCCUGGAUGGCCGGCUCGCGCGCCCUCUACGAUGCGCUGCGCGUCGCGGAGACCCAACAGCCCCUGCCCGAAGCAAACCUGCGCCGCCGGCACCCGUACCGGCCGAGCCUCAGGUCGCUCACGGUCCCAUUACGACGGGCCAGACGCCUGUCGGGGGUCAGACGCAGGGUAUUGCCGGGCAGCACGUCCACGAUCCUGCCGCGCACGGAACAGGCAGCCAGUACGGCGGCCCGCCGCACAUGA